CGCCGGUCACCCGAGGAGGUUGCAAGUGACGAGAAAGACGGACAACUGAGGACCUCCUUCUCAGAUCAGAAUGGCAGAAGAGUGGGGAAAACCGGUGUUUGCUGCCCGGCGGUACAAUGAAGAGACAACAAGGGGAUCUGCCUUUACUUACACAAACACCAAUCACACCAAAGAUCCCUUUGAAGGUCCCAACUACCACAUUGCUCCUCGAUGGGUUUACAACGUUGCCACAGUCUGGAUGUUUUUCGUGGUUGUAUUAUCGGUCUUUACCAACGGCCUCGUCUUGGUGGCCACAGCGAAGUUUAAGAAACUCCGUCAUCCUCUCAACUGGAUCUUGGUUAAUCUUGCCAUUGCUGACCUUGGAGAGACAGUCUUUGCCAGCACCAUCAGUGUGUGCAACCAGUUUUUUGGUUAUUUCAUUCUCGGACACCCAAUGUGUGUCUUUGAGGGCUAUAUUGUCUCAACUUGUGGUAUUACUGCUCUUUGGUCCUUGACUAUCAUCUCCUGGGAGAGGUGGGUAGUUGUGUGCAAACCUUUUGGAAACGUUAAGUUUGAUGCCAAGUGGGCCACUGGUGGAAUCGUGUUCUCCUGGGUCUGGUCAGCAGUGUGGUGCGCUCCUCCCAUGUUUGGAUGGAGCAGGUACUGGCCUCAUGGACUGAAAACUUCUUGUGGACCUGAUGUGUUCAGCGGGAGUGAGGACCCCGGAGUCCAGUCCUACAUGAUUGUUCUCAUGGUCACAUGUUGUCUUCUUCCCCUGGCCAUCAUCAUCCUGUGCUACCUCGCAGUGUGGUUGGCCAUCCGUGCUGUUGCCCUGCAGCAGAAGGAGUCAGAGUCCACACAGAAAGCUGAGAGGGAAGUAUCCAGGAUGGUCGUGGUCAUGAUCUUUGCUUAUUGUUUGUGUUGGGGACCUUACACAUUUUUUGCUUGCUUUGCUGCUGCCAACCCUGGGUAUGCGUUCCAUCCUCUGGCUGCUGCCAUGCCUGCAUACUUUGCCAAGAGCGCCACCAUCUACAACCCAAUCAUCUAUGUGUUCAUGAACCGACAGUUCCGCACAUGCAUCUGGAAGCUUUUUGGCAAAGAAGUGGAUGAUGGUUCUGAAGUGUCCACAUCAAAGACAGAAGUCUCCUCUGUGGCUCCUGCAUAAACCUCCACGUUCUUCGUUUUGGGAAAAAAAAACUCGGAGCUGUUUUGAUUUGCACAAUAUAUGUAAUGUUUUGUUUUCUCAGGUUUUUUUUCUAGGGUUUUUUUUUUUUUUUUUUUAGGAAAUAUAGCUUUCAUGCAAAUGGAAAAACAAAAAGGGCAUACAUAAAGGAAAUGAUUCCUUUAUCAAUGGUCUUUUUUUUUUUUUAAAAAGAAAAAAAUAAAAUAUAUCAAGCAUA
Molecule: messenger RNA, 1379 nt
Organism: Amphiprion ocellaris (clown anemonefish)
Lineage: Eukaryota; Metazoa; Chordata; Actinopteri; Pomacentridae
Product: red-sensitive opsin
Exons: 6
Coding region: 71-1144 (357 amino acids)
Biological process (GO): visual perception; G protein-coupled receptor signaling pathway; phototransduction
Cellular component (GO): membrane; photoreceptor outer segment
Molecular function (GO): G protein-coupled receptor activity
Source: RefSeq, a predicted model, not a curated record